AUCAUUAUAAAAGGACACGAGCGCUCAUCAAACUAUCUCCAGGUGCAAGAAGACUGAACUCUGAUGCAGUUUUGCAUGCCGCGUUUGAAAGCUUGGGCCAUGCAGCGGAAAUUAUAGUUUAGCUACGAGGUAACAGCGGCCAAUGGCGGAGGGCGCAGGCGGUGGAGCCGGCGAGGAGCUGUUUGUUUUGCGUGUUGCGGACGAGGCGCUCGCGGACAAGCUACACAGAGUAUUGAGAGAGGAGGCCACGGUACACGGGCAUGUGGAGCUAACAUUCCAGGAUAACAAUUUGGAUGGGGUCCUGUCGGUGGAAGGCGUGUCAUACCCCGUCAAGCUGCUCAAUCUCCCCACGGUGGUGGAGGCGUACAAAACAUACGAUGAAAUCAACAUGGUGAAGAUCAACGACAUCGGCCAGGUGCUGCUGGUGGGUCCGCCCGGCUCCUCCCUGCCCGACGGCCCCGAGGCGGCAGACGGCGUCACGCCGCCCAUGCGCAACGCGCGGCAGCGGCACUUCAAGCCGGUGCCCAAGGUGGACCCGGGCGAGGUGGCGGCGGUGGAGCGCGACCUGCUGGCGCUGCUGAGCGGCUUCGCGCCGGCGGGCAUGCGCAUCACGGACGUGGAGGAGGAGUUCGUGGUGGACGCGCACAGCGGGGCAGGCAGCUGGCAGCGUGUAGGGGCGGGCGGCGCGGCGCCGGCGGGAGGGGGAGGGGGUGGAGCAGGCGGAGGGGGAGGGGGCGGGAGGGGGAAGAAGGAUAAAGACAAGGAGGAUAAGUAGGGCGCGUGAGGAGUGGGGCAGCGUGAGGAGUGGGGCACUGGUCGAGGCCGAGGCUGGGGUUGGGGAUGUGGCAUGUGUGCGCGCUGCCGAGGCUAAUCUACCGUAUGCGUUUGCAGGAUGGGUGGUGUGUCGCUGACCCGUGGCGGGGACCUGUUAGGUAUUGCGGAACUGGCUGGCACAGCCGCGCACGAGACGUGGAGCCGCGGGCUUUCAUUGCUACAUCUGAACACGUUGGUUGAGUCUCCCGUUGUCGCAGCGAUGGCAGGGGCUGCUAACACCGAGAAUGCUGUAUUGUGGAACACGACGGGAAUCCCAGAGCGAGAGGACUGGCGUUGUGCGGAGGCCUUGGGUGUCAUGGGCGUGCGAUGGGACAGUGUUAAGGCAGGUUGGUGAAGUCGCGCAGGGUGCAGCUGAUUCCCAGACCCCAGCAGAUAGCAAACAACUUGCAACGGCAGGGCAGGAGUGCGCGGCUGGUCGAACGCCGAGUUACUGUAGUUACUGUAUAAAUUGCUGGCUGGCUGGAAAGAGACUGUCAUGGAGUGCGGGAUCACGGCACAGGAAUGAG
This is a messenger RNA of Chlamydomonas reinhardtii, 1340 nucleotides long. RefSeq lists its product as uncharacterized. Gene Ontology annotation, molecular function: RNA polymerase II general transcription initiation factor activity. The coding region runs from base 143 to 775 and encodes 210 amino acids. The record is from RefSeq and is a predicted model, not a curated record. The transcript is spliced from 4 exons. Gene Ontology annotation, cellular component: transcription factor TFIID complex. Lineage: Eukaryota; Viridiplantae; Chlorophyta; Chlorophyceae; Chlamydomonadales; Chlamydomonadaceae. Gene Ontology annotation, biological process: RNA polymerase II preinitiation complex assembly; transcription initiation at RNA polymerase II promoter.